AAUUCCACCCGCCCUCCAUCGCCUCUCACCUCUCACCUCGGCUCUUCUCGAUCUUGGUCGCCAUCCCUCCGGCGCUUCUCAUCGAGCGCAAACAAUGGCGAACAAACCCCUAGUUUCAUCUUCCAUCCAACCAAUCUUUACUGAUCCUAUCUAGGCUGAGCUCCGGAGCUAGGGUUUCAUCUUCAUGGCUUCGAAGGAGCUUGAUUUGGCUCAUCCUAGGACAAUGGACAACGGUCUCAGCUCCCGCAUCGGUUUCCAAGACCCCGCCUUGCAAUUUCCUCGCGCCGCCGGAAACCAUACAGCUGAUGAUCGGGGCGGCGGGUUCUUUCGUAUGGGCCAGGAGUCGCGCUUGCAGAACCGGGACUGGAACACCAUCCGAGAUCCUGGGUCGAGUGGCGAUGGAUCGGAGGAUGACGAUGAAGAUGGGUAUGAUGAUGAGGAGGACGAGGGUUUGGUGUCCGUUGACAAUGGAAAUCACAAGCACUGCAAUAAUAGUAGCGGCAGCGUCCAGAGUAGUUCGGAUAAGGCUUGCAACGCGCGAGCCGAUUCGCAGAAGCAGCAUUCGUGUUUCGGAUUGAAUAGAGGAAUGGUGGCGAAGGAUGGGAGCGGAAUGAGGGGGAGUUCUGGUUCGCAACAGCCGCAGGAGCAGGGGCGGGAAGGCGGGUAUGAUAACGAGAUUACAAUAGUUGAGCCAGAGAAUUAUUAUACUCCAAUCAUGCAUGGAGGAGAUGGAUCCAGUUUGGGCCAUAAGGAGAUAGGAGGGGAGCAUGGGUGUAGUUUUGGUGGGAGGCGGGAGAGUGGAUUGGCGAUCGAUUUAGGGGAGUCUCUGAGGACACACCUGUCAGAUCCUGUUACAGGUGCUCUUAUGGAUGAUGCAAUGAUACUACCAUGUGGGCAUUCUUUUGGUAGCGGUGGCAUGCAACAAGUUUAUAGAAUGAAGUCUUGUUUCAAGUGCUCACAACCAAUUUCAGAAGACUUAGUUCGGCCUAACUUGGCACUCCGGGCUGCAGUCCAAGCAUUCCACCGUGAAGAAGAGUCACAAUUCUCGAAAGCACCCAAAAGAAGAAGAGACAGAUUUGAACAUGAAAAAUGUAGUUAUGACGACCCGUUUCCUCUGGACCUUUGUCGGGGUAAAGGUGUCCAAUUUCCAUUUGUAGUCUCAGACCGAGUUAUAAUCAAGGGAAACAAGAGGACACCGCAACGUUUUGUUGGACGAGUUGCUGUUGUGACGACACAAUGCUUAAAUGGAUGGUAUGUGGUCAAGACACUGGACAACGCAGAGAGUGUCAAAUUGCAAUAUCGCUCUUUAGCGAAGUUUACUGAUGAACUGUCCUCUAAUGUGAGUUCAAAUAAAGCUAUCACUCCAAAUUGGCUGUAAAACGUGGUACAAGGUAACAUAUACUUGAUCAACAGUGGUGACAACACCCUCCUAUUUAUCUUCUUCGGCGCAGUUACCUUGUGGAAAUGCUUCUGCACAAGAUUAUUAUGUUAUUAUUGUACAUGCAAUAUGGAUACAGUGGCGGCUCCUUCUUUGGCGUACUUACAUUCUAAAGGCCUUAAAAUCAUCCUUGAGUGUUUAUGUUGAAAGUCUGUUUAGUAGGUCUUGUGUAAGUUUAGUUUUUCUGCUUGGUUUUGGGCAUAGGUUUUGUUGGCUGGCUAACUGUAUGCCUCUUGUUGGGAAUUUGUAAAACCCACCAGGAACGCUGAAAUACUGUAAUUCUAUUGUGCUUUCUUUUAUAUAAUUGAAAUGGUUUAUUUA
Messenger RNA from Dioscorea cayenensis subsp. rotundata (Guinea yam), 1759 nucleotides. Its product is annotated as U-box domain-containing protein 62. NCBI's taxonomy places the organism in Eukaryota, Viridiplantae, Streptophyta, Magnoliopsida, Dioscoreales, Dioscoreaceae. Gene Ontology annotation, biological process: protein ubiquitination. The coding region runs from base 185 to 1378 and encodes 397 amino acids. Gene Ontology annotation, molecular function: ubiquitin-protein transferase activity. The transcript has 8 exons. The record is from RefSeq and is a predicted model, not a curated record.